Messenger RNA from Poecilia latipinna (sailfin molly), 2025 nucleotides. It is a transcript of the gene bcl10, whose product is annotated as BCL10 immune signaling adaptor. Gene Ontology annotation, molecular function: protein kinase B binding; kinase activator activity; transcription coactivator activity. Gene Ontology annotation, cellular component: CBM complex; cytosol. Gene Ontology annotation, biological process: positive regulation of extrinsic apoptotic signaling pathway; apoptotic process; adaptive immune response. Lineage: Eukaryota; Metazoa; Chordata; Actinopteri; Cyprinodontiformes; Poeciliidae. The record is from RefSeq and is a predicted model, not a curated record. The coding region runs from base 501 to 1262 and encodes 253 amino acids. The transcript has 3 exons.
AGGCAUUUCUAGAUUCUGUUGUGAAAAGACAUCCGGCAGCGCCCUCCAGUGGUCUGAACGAGAGUAGCGCCUUACUUGUGUUUUAAAACUUUAAAAGUGAAAGAUCUUUUUUCACCAGCCCUGCAAUCCAAGAAAGUGGGAACUUUUACCAUUUACUCUUAAUGAAGACCUUCAUGUUUGAGUUUUUCUGUCAAAAAAUGGUAGUAGAAGGGCACAUGAGGCUAAAAGUGAAGCUGCUGCGAGUACUUCUCUCCUCUCGCGUCGACGUAUUAUAACCUCGACACAAUCAGGAAGUCCGGGCGUUUUUCCUCCGUGAUUCAGAUCGAAAACUUUGUUAGAAAGGGAAAGGGUCGGCUUUUAGCAAUUAGUUAUGAGGUGUCAUAUCUUUUAAGGGUCGCCGAUGAUUUAUUGAUGUCGUUUAUUACACUGUUUUAAACACGCAACUCACUAUUUAGGUCGUCGUUGUUCACCCGGAACACCUGGAUUUUGAUUUAAGAGAGAUGGAUGUUUCUCACCUCACUGAAGAAGAAAUGGCAGAGAUAAAGAAAGACGUGCUGACCAGACUGCGGCAUUACCUCUGUGACAAGAUCAGAGCAGACCGCCACCUGGACUACCUGCGUUCCCGGAGGAUCCUGACCCGGGACGAUGCGGAGGAGAUAAGCUGCCGGACCACGCAGACCAAGAGGACGGCAACGCUGCUGGACAUCCUGGCUGAGAACCCUCGGGGUCUGGACGCUCUGAUUGACUCCAUCCGGGAGAUGCGCUCCCAAAACUUCAUCAUCACUAAAAUCACAGACGAAGUGCAAAAAGCAAAAAACGAGAAGAUCGAGUCUCUCAGAGCUGCGGGGGCCUCCAGUUCGUCCUCUGACAGCAGCUUCAGCACUCUGACCACAACGACUGACCUCCCCAACACCUUUUCAAACAACUCCACCCUCCUGUUCCACCCAGACGGGGAGCGAAGCCCUUCCACUUCAGACCUAGCCAGCUCUCUCAACGUGUCUUCGUUACAGAAGUGCGGAGACUUGCCCUCCGUGGCCGGGGCCAGCCUCGGUGUGGCUCCCUCCUCGACCUCUUCCAGCCUCCCCAAGCCGGGGGACCCUGGGGCUCCUCCGCUGCCAGACGAGGUCUUGGCAGAGUCGCCCUCCAACAUAGACGCCACGUCGCCGGGGUGCACCAGCAGUGGGGGAGAUCCUAAUUUCCAGCCUCUCCGGUCGCGCUCGCUCACCCCAACAUCACACAUCCCUCAGUUCACUUCUCUGUAGGACACUUCUCAUCCAGGGACAGACCGUUUAACUCAAUAAGCACACCCAUUGUCUCUUCCUGUUACUCGUGCCUUUCAUUUGGCAGAACACGAAGUACGUGAAACUACAUGUUACCACUAGGCAUGGGCCGCUGUGAGGUUCUCAUCAUGCUACCUACUGAAACAUUUUGAAAUUUCUAACAUGAUCUAAGUACUUUGAAGUAGACAAAUAAUUUUACCAUCAUAUUGCUGCUAAAAUAAUGUAACGUUGAUGUUUUCUUCCUUGUGCUUUUGAUUUUAAUACAUACUCUUGGAUAGAAACGUAGAAUAAACACCUGCUAAAAUUAGAUGUAGUUUUCAAGUGCUUAUGUUACACCUUUUUGCAGUUUCCCCUUUUGUACGAGAGUGCAGUUUUUAAAUCAUUUUUACUGUAAAGAGUGAUUUCCCGCCAUGACCGGACAUGUUUUAUUGCCACUGAGACCAUCUAAGAGCUGGCAAAUCUGGCUUUUCUUGCACGCAGCCUUCCUUCUGCUAAAGGCAGUGAGCAGCAACAGGAGAGGGUGGGGAAACAAAUCACUGCACUCGUAGCCUGAGAAAACCUCAUGCACUCAAACACUUUGGUGCUAGAUUGAAAGGAUUUUGAAUUAAAGGAGAAGUCUGAUUACAAACUUUUGUCAUGUCUUGAUAGGAUUUCUUUAGCUCUCACACCUCACAAGGUUCCUACACAAUCUGAAAAAAAAUAUGCAUUUUGAUCUCAGUAUUUUCCAGGUCUAAAAAAAUUGUGG